This is a messenger RNA of Topomyia yanbarensis, 5283 nucleotides long. RefSeq names its product synaptotagmin-like protein 4. Gene Ontology annotation, biological process: exocytosis. The coding region runs from base 405 to 2603 and encodes 732 amino acids. NCBI's taxonomy places the organism in Eukaryota, Metazoa, Arthropoda, Insecta, Diptera, Culicidae. The record is from RefSeq and is a predicted model, not a curated record. The transcript is spliced from 6 exons. Gene Ontology annotation, molecular function: neurexin family protein binding. Gene Ontology annotation, cellular component: exocytic vesicle; plasma membrane.
GACGCUGGUGAACCUUUUGGAAUCUUAAAUGCUACCAUACUGGAGAAGAUUCGAUCAGUUCGGGCCGUGAUUUACCCGGAGAACGUUCACUGCGAAAGUUAUUCAUUGAGCUGCUCAUAUUUUCAACCCACGCGGUCAACAUGUGGUCUGGCUUCCUAUAUAGACAAUGUUCAGUAUCAGAGAAUGUAACAACUGAUGUGGUUCUCUUGUGCAAAAUAGUGCGGUGAAAAACUCAUAAAUAUAACCCACUUUGGGCUUGUUAAUGGAUGAAGAGCAUUAGCAAACAAGAAAAGUGGAGUAGAUGUAUAUCAUCCAAAGUUGAAAGGGCCGGUUCUGAAUGAAGAAUACUAAGAGCAUAUAAAAUCUAAUACAAUUUCGUUGAAAUGAAUUUCCUGGCGAAAUAAAUGAAUUUCAAAAAGUUUAAGAAAAGUAUCAGUUCUACAAAAAGCAAGCGGACUAAAAAAGUUGUUCAGGAAAAUCGAUAUACAAGCUUUGGCAAUAGUGAUGAAAAUUUAUCCAAGUCCUCAUCUUCCUCCGCGACUCAGAAGGUGGUGCUACAACGAUCCAGUAAUCAUCAUUUGAGUGAACAACAAAUGGUUAGUAUUAGUGCUGUGCAGCAUUAUCAUAAAAGCAACAGUUCCAAACAAAAGCAGCAUGUCGCCAAAAAGAAAGAGACGAAAGUUGAAUUGAAGAUGAGCGAACUCGAAAGCACAGAGACUGUAACUCAUAAACACACUGGUGAUGACAGAAGCAACAAGCGAAAUCGUCUACGCAGAGCUGUGGCGAGGAAUUGGAAAAGGGUGCGGAAAGUUUUCCGGACUGUCUUUUGCUGCCAGUCGUCAACUUCGUGUGGGAAGAAGUGCUUUGAUUACGUAAGAAAAAACAACUCUCUCGCUAGUACGGAUGAAGAUGAUAUCGAUGCGGCAUUUGAAGGAUAUAAAAAGCAAUUGCUGAUAGCCAGAGGCGGAAAUAAUACUACCGGCAUCCUUGAAGUGGCAUCAACGGUGUCAUAUGAUGAGCUGACACCGUCCCAGCAAAGUACCAUCAAAAAGCUGCAUAAGAAUAAAUUUUGGAACUGGAACGAUAGCGUCAAAUCCAAGUCCGAUAAGUUUCUCGAAUGUCUGGAGAUGGAUGAUAUCAGCUGUGGCGAUGCGAGUUUGAGGAAGAAAUUUACAACCAUCGCCCGGAGGAAACAGAUUACUGCCUUCUGCGAGAACCGGGCGAUUCUGGGGGAGAUUGAACUAGAGGAAGGAAGUGUAACAGAACCUAGCAGCUCCCCACUUUUCGGAGCACCGGGAAACCGUAAUGACACCACCGGUGGUAGUAACCAGGAAUUGUCCAAAGCAAACAUAACUGCAACCGGAGCUCCGGCUGGUGCUCAGCGCAGCAGUGCGACAAGCCCGAUCGGAUCAGCAACAUCGGAACACUGGCCAUCGCAGUCGGAUGAAGACAUUGAUCGGUUAGUGGCAAUGCACCAGAACCGAGCCUCACUCAGCUCACUUGGUGUGCGGUCGGAUUCGAUGGCCUCGGUUUACUCCGGUGCCGGCGAGGGACGGUACGGUACUGUAACGGUUCGCGGUCAAAUCGAAUUCGGUAUGCAGUACAACUACAAACAGGGCGCCCUGGAGAUACACGUCAAACAAUGCAAAGACCUAGCGGCAGUUGAUGCCAAGAGAAAUCGAAGUGAUCCAUAUGUAAAGGUAUACCUUCUCCCGGAUAAAUCAAAAGGUGGUAAGCGUAAAACUAAAGUAAAGAAACAUACCUUGAAUCCGGUAUUCGACGAGGUGUUGCGGUUCCAUAUGUCACUUAGUGGUUUGCAGACCAGGACACUUUGGAUCACAGUGUGGCACUCGGAUAUGUUCGGUCGGAACGAUUUCCUCGGUGAAGUCAUGAUGGGAUUGCAGGACAAAGUGUUUGAAAAUCCUGCACCUCAAAGCUACCAAUUGCAGGAAAGGAGUGAACCCUUCGAUGAUUUGUCCGCAUACAAAGGGGAUAUCAUUGUCGGAUUGAAGUAUAUUCCACCGGAUUCGGAUGGCGGAACACCACAGCACCAUCAACAUAACGGUGGAAGUAGUACUAGCGGUGGAGGAACACUAAAUCUUCGCAAGUUUAGCACCAAGUCGAUAACCUCGACUUCCUCAAACUCAUCCGGGCAAAGUAAAGGGGCAUUACACGUACUGGUGAAGGAAGCGAAGAAUCUUCAACCAGUCAAGGCCAAUGGAACCUGUGAUGCAUUUUGUAAAAGCUAUCUUCUUCCGGACAAGAAUCGUAGCUCGAAACAGAAGACUCCAGUUAUGAAACGAUCGAAUUCGCCCGUAUGGAACUACACUUUUAUCUACGAGGACGUGGCAUUAUCGGAAUUGUCAGAAAGAGCCCUGGAGCUCACUCUUUGGGAUCACGAUAGACUGGCGAGCAAUGAAUUUCUCGGGGGUGUUAGGUUCUCCCUUGGCACGGGCAAACACGCUGGUAAAUCCGUAGACUGGAUGGACUCAACCGGCAAGGAGCUAUCCCUUUGGCAAAGCAUGAUAAACAGACCAAACUUUUGGGUGGAAGGCGCCCUAGUCCUUCGACCUUCAUUAGACAAUGCGAAAUUUGCCUCAUAAUUAUACGAAACAUCUGUAGAUCGAUUUAGGGAAAUCACGUAGUAGCGGGUCUCCCACCCCAUUUCCUGCCCAUCCACCAUAGCUCCCUGCAGUGUAGUAAAUAUCACGCAGAGAGAAAUCAUUCCAACUUUGUGAUGUUGCUUUACAACAACCUAACCAUAGAUUGUAAUCCAAUACUUUUAAGACGGGACGCGACAGAAGAAUUGAAGAAAGCAUUUUUCGAUAAUCUAACCUUAUGAACGACAGACAAUGAUGCUUAAUAAUGAUCGGUGUUCAGAUAAAAAGUACUAAGAGAAGUAUACUUUUUACAAUUCAGUAAAUUUUAUAUCCUUUUAUUUUUUUGACACUCUUUAUGUGUACAUAGAAUAGCUCUACACAUUCGAGACAAAGUAUUAUUUUUCGAAGAAACUAAAUAUCAACUAUAAUGUUCAUUUCACUCCAUUUAUUCUAAUAGAUGUUUGUAUACCAUAGUUCCAGCAAAGAAUGGUCUCCAUUUUUACUAUUUCUAAUACAACAACUGAAGAGUGAACAUUGUUGACUUACCCAGCAUGUACAUACAUAUAUACACGCAACCUUUUAACAAAUAUUUCUCAGCGCUGUGAAUCUUUACUAAUUCAUGUUGGAAUCAAAAACACAUUCGGUUUAACUGCGUUCAAUGCAGAGAGUAAUUAGGAUGCACACGUCUGAUAUCUAACUAAUUAUUGAGAAUGACUACUGUGGAAUUAGACACUGUCAAACAGUGAGUUUCGUUGCAAAGCCAAUAGAGAAGGGGUACAGAGAAUAAAAAAAUGCCUGUUUUUUUAUCAACACAACAGUUUAGGAGAAACUAUCUAUCACACAAAAUGAAAUAAAAUAAAAUAGUAGGUAACCAAGACGUGAAAACUGACUGAUUGUGAAGCAUCGUAAGCUUAAUAACGGAUCUAUCGAGGAGCCUGUUGACGAAAGGAAUGUGUUAUGUCUGAAAGGGAUUCCAUGAACAAAUAAUUACAAUUGUGAAAUUAUACAAAGGAUAAAGUGAAGUAUCAAGUAAACCCAACUCUUAUGAACAAAACUUAGUGUAGAAAGUAAAUCAUUAAAUGAAUGACAAAUGUAUCAAGUUUAAAUACCUUGGGCUUAAGAUUUGUCAGUAGAAAAUUUCAACAGAUUUUGAUGCGUAUAGUUGAACGAAACAUUGUAAUCAGAUUGUAAGACCCAACAUAGCAAAAACUAAUUAUAAACGUAUGGGUAGAAAAAAAGAGUUGUAAACAACCGUCUAGCCAUAGUGCCGAAUAUUAAUUUCAUAACAUGCCAAAAGUUUUUGCAUAUGUCUCGAUUAGCGAGCCGUACUUUGGCAACGACAAAAUAACUUACAAUCACACUUACAUCAAAGACGUUGUAAAUACUAUCGUCAUUUUUGGUUUCUUUGAUUUGCUUACAAUACUGUGCGAAAUAACGCCAGUUAUUAUUGUUUUUUUAUCUAAUCAACAAACAACCUGUGAAAGAACAAGGCUAAGCAGUCAUGCUUAGAUCUCGAAAAAAGUUUCCUUAUAACUUUUCUUUCAAUCUAUUUUGAUGUUUGUAUCCAUUUAAGAUAAGCGUUUUCUCUCUAAGAUGACAUAGAAAUACUACAAACUACACUUCUUCAUAUUUACAAUCUGUUGAAUACUAUUAAACUACUUAAAAUUCACUUGUGUGAUACACAUCAAAUCAACACUAAGGGCCAAAACUACGCUCAUUUAAUGAAACAAAUACAAGUUCUUCUCCAAGUUAUGACACGAUGCUCAAUUAUAUAAUUUAUAGCGAAUGACUGCAAAGAAUGCAUGCAAUCCUAAUCCUAAUGAAAAGAUGAAACCAUUUCAUACAUUAGUUUUUAUAAAAACUGUGCAAUCACAUACAUGCAACCCUCGAACAACUAAAAAAAACUUUAUUCUUAUGCUGAACGGAAUGGCAUGUUUUCCGAACUAAAAUUCAUCAAUCAUUACCCUUAAAUAUAAUAAAAUCUUUUCGACCAAACGACACGAAUUCUUCGAUGCAAAGACGAGGAAAAAGUUAUUAAAAAUAAUAAACAUAUUUAUUAAAAACCAUGAAAGCAUUUCUUUCGCUUUGCUUCUGGAAUGUUGGCAGUUUCCGCUUAGACAUUGUUGUAGUUCCUUCCCCAAAGCGUCAACAUUUGAAGAAAAGAAAUCGUACCGAAAUCGCUUGAAAUAUUCCAUUUCAAAUUGUCUUUUAUUGAAUUGGCAUUUCGAAAUUAUUUUGAUUCAUCACAAUAUCUAGAUUUCGCGUUCAUACGUCAUUCUUCAAAGAACCAAAAGAUAAAAAUAAUUUAAUCAAAGUAGUGCGUUACAUGUUGCUUAAUUAAACGACGUUGACAUAAUAAUAACAAGCAUAUUUGUCCAGUUUGCAAGUUUUCAAUUUUACCAAUCCAGUAUAGAAAAACUCAUGCAGAGUUAUUGAGUCAAGCAGUAACAAACAAUUUGUCAAGCCAAUUCGAAGAACAUUAGCAUGCGAUAACGGUUAAUUUGUACAGAGUUAUUUUUUCUGAGGAUUAUACCCAGAAAACAGAAUUCAUGAUAGUUGAAGCGCCAUUAGCAAGAAAACUAUUAUACACAAUGCAAGUAUAAUGAAGGGAAACCAGGAACAGAAAAAUGGACAAUUAUACAAAUAUAUUCACUUUGCAAUAUAUAUCAAAUGCAAAACCUGA